AUGUCUUCGCUUCAUCGAACCACGAAGUUGUUGGGAUUGCUGCUGGAGCAAGGCAAAGAGGCGUCGAAAUUCGAUAUCUUUUCGCGACUAGUCUGUGCUAUUUUUGUUAUACGGAGUGUCUACACAGUCUACGAGACAGUAGCUCAUCGCGGUAUAAAAGGAGUUUUGACAAACAUUUUGGAAUCAUGGCGUGGACAGGUAUCUCCGGCAACACGGACACAUCCACGGGUUUCCAAAAGGGGUGAGAAAGACACGGAGGCAAUCUCGAAAGCAAUGGCACAGAAGCUAGGUAUUCAAGCCCCUGAUUCCAAGAGUAAUUUGUCUCUUCCUAAAGAGGGAUGGGAUUUUGAGAAGAUUGAGGCGGAGCUGGAGUAUCUCCGUAACUUGGACCAUACGAGAUGGGAGGAUGGUCGAGUCAGCGGUGCAGUGUACCACGGAGGUAGUGAGCUGCUAGAUAUGCAGACCAAAGCUAUUGGCAAGUUCAGCGUCUCAAAUCCCAUUCACCCAGACGUCUUUCCGGGAGUCAGAAAGAUGGAAGCAGAAGUAGUCGCAAUGAUCUUAAGAGCUUUUAAUGGCCCUGAAGAUGGUGCGGGCGUCACAACAAGUGGUGGUACAGAAUCUAUCAUUAUGGCAUGCCUGGCAGCUCGGGAGAAGGCAGCAGCUGAGCGCAAUAUUACAAGUCCGGAGAUGAUCAUUCCGAGUACCGCUCAUGCGGCGUUCUUCAAGGCGGCCAAGUAUUUCAAAAUUAAGCUAAACCUGGUUUCAUGUCCGGCUCCUGAAUACAAAGCAUCUGUUCCCGAGAUCCGCCGACUCAUAAAUCGAAACACGGUGCUCCUCGUUGCGUCUGCACCGAACUACCCACACGGUAUUGUUGAUGAUAUCCCAAAGAUUUCACGAUUGGCAACUGAACAUGGUAUUCCAAUGCAUGUUGACUGUUGUUUGGGAUCGCUCAUUAUUGCUUUCUUGAAGAAGUCGGGAUUCCCAUCCCCGUACGAAAGCGAGGGGGGCUUCGACUUCCGACAACCCGGGGUCACCAGCAUCAGCGUUGACACCCACAAGUAUGCCUUUGCUCCGAAGGGCAGCUCCGUUUUAUUAUAUCGCAAUCGAUCCUACCGAAACUAUCAAUACUUCCUGUUUCCUGAUUGGUCAGGUGGUGCAUAUGCUUCACCAUCCAUGGCAGGAUCUCGACCUGGUUCCCUGAUCGCAGGAGCCUGGGCCACAUUGAUGAAAAUGGGAGAGGCUGGCUAUAUAGAUAGCUGCCAGCAGAUUGUGGGAGCUGCAAAGAAAUUUGAGACUACACUACUGACAAAUCCGGUCUUGAAGUCUCAUAUUGGGAUUAUUGGACAUCCCUUGGCUAGUGUCGUCGCCUUCACAAGCAAGAACGAUGAAAUUGAGACGUACGAUAUCGCUGAUGCUAUGGACGCUAGAGGGUGGCACUUGAAUGCUUUACAGUCUCCACCUGCCAUUCAUUGUGCAUUUACCAUACCCACAGCUAAAGUCGUUGAUGGCCUCAUAUCCGAUCUGAUUGAGGUUAUCACAGAGAUGGCGUUUCGGAUUGAAGAGCGAAAAGUGAAUGGGGAGCAAAGCAUAAGCCAGAGUGGAAAGAGUGCGGUGCUCUAUGGAGUAGGGGGGAGUAUUGCGGAUAUGAACGCGGUCUCUCAAUUUGCCGAAGGAUUUUUGGAUACCUUGUAUCAAAUUUAG
Penicillium brasilianum is the source of this 1701-nucleotide messenger RNA. The record is from the annotation of a GenBank genome assembly. Lineage: Eukaryota; Fungi; Ascomycota; Eurotiomycetes; Eurotiales; Aspergillaceae.